AGGGCGGUGAUAUGGGCUGAUAAAGCGAUAAUGAUUUACUCAGUGCGGUGCACUACUGUGGCAGCCAAAGAAUCUGAGGAAAACACAAUAACCAACCAAGCAUUUUGCUUUACUUUUACGUAACACUAGAGACCGUUUACUGUCGCAGACAAGGACUUCGCUGAAAUGCUGUGUGGACGUACAACGACCGUUUUUUAUCUACAAAGGAUUCAAUUUGUAAAACAAGUCUUUUAAAUGUUGGAACGAACUAAAGAAAACAUGAGUGAAUUGAGGAGAAACGCUAUAAGGAGGAAGUCUAAGCCGAAGAAGACAGGAGGGUCGGCGGAGGAAUGCCCGGAAUCCUCAGAUAAAGCUGGCAACCCCAGCUGCUUUCCCUCCAAACAAUCUGAUGAAGAGGAACCUUGUGUUGGGGUGAAAAUCGCUCAGAACAAAGCUGUUGGCAGAAGCAGUCCUGAUGAGCAAGGUCGUCCAAAUGAGAAGUUGAAUCGUGGAUGCAGAUUCAGCAAUAAGAGCCAAACUGGAGUAAAUGGAAGAGUUUCAGACCUACGGCCACCACUGCAUCCCAAACCACAAGUGCCUCCUAAGCCAGCACACCUUCAGAGUCCGGUGACGGAAGUCUCCUUUCCUCUGGGUGCUGGAACGUUACUCAUCAUACCCAGCAUGGAGGGGGGAGGAGUAGGAGGAGUAGGAGGGAAGGGCCGAGUGUCCAACCUCAUCAGUCGCUUUGAGGUGAACAGUCACACAGACAGUCGGAGGGAGGGCGCUCCUCUGAAGCAGGUCAGCAGAUCUCCUAACUCCAGUCCACCUCAUAAGAACUACCAGAGACCGGCGGAGCAGCCCACAGACUCCGGCGCGAACAGCCCACGUCAUGCUCUCAAACCCCCCAAUGGGGUUCUAACACAAAUGAACAGAGACCGGGACAGAGAGCGGGACAUGGAUGGAGUUACGCACGACACAGUUCCGGUCGUGAGGAUAGAAACGCAGGGACUGCUGAAUGGAGAUGCUGCCAAUAUGGCGAAGAGGGCAAUAAUGGACGAGGACUGUGUAGAUCUGCCUCAUGCUCGCAUAGACCAGACCGAAGAGCCGGAGAGGAAAGCUCCUGAGCAGCGGGACGUGGUGAUGAACAGCAUCCCUGAGCAGAAGGAAACCAACGAGCAGAAGCUCUACAAGAUAGCAAAUGAACUUCUGCAGACAGAGAAGGCCUAUGUUACACGACUUAACUUAUUAGAUAAGGUGUUUUAUGCCAAGCUGAUAGAAGAGGCACGAAAAGACACAUUCCCCGUGGAUGUGGUGAUGAAAAUCUUUUCCAACAUCUCUUCCAUUAAUGCCUUCCACAGCCAGUUCCUUCUGCCUGACUUGGAAAAACGCAUGGGAGAAUGGACGUCAACACCUCGCAUUGGGGACAUCCUACAGAAGCUCACUCCCUUCCUGAAGAUGUAUGCUGAGUAUGUGAGGAACUUUGAUCAUGCCAUGGAUCUGGUGAAGCAAUGGACAGAGCGAUCACCUCCAUUUAAAGCUAUCAUUCUGGAAAUCCAGAGUCAAGAAGUGUGUGGCAGUCUGACGCUGCAGAAUCACAUGUUGGAGCCUGUUCAGAGAGUGCCACGAUACGAGAUGCUGCUCAAAGACUAUCUGAAGAAACUUCCACAGGAUCACAUAGACCGGCGGGAUGCUGAAAAGUCUUUAGAGAUUAUUUCCAUGGCUGCCACGCAUUCCAACACUGCCAUUAAGAAAACAGAAAACCUUAAGAAAUUGUUAGAAAUUUAUGAGAUGUUGGGAGAAGAAGAGGACAUUGUGAACCCCUCGAAUGAGUUAAUAAAGGAGGGUCAUAUUCUAAAACUGGCGGCCAGAAAUACCUCAGCCAUGGACAGAUAUCUCUUCCUGUUCAACAACAUGCUUCUGUACUGCGUUCCCAAGUUCAGCUUGGUGGGACAGAAGUUUACAGUGCGCACACGUAUUGGCAUUGAAGGUAUGAAGGUGAUGGAGACGUUCAAUGAGGAUUAUCCUCACACCUUUCAGGUUUCCGGAAAGGAACGUACACUGGAGCUGCAGGCCAGCUCUGAACAGGAUAAAAAAAGCUGGAUAAAGGCAUUCCAGGAAACGAUACACAUCUCCCUCCAGAAAAAUGAGACCUUUAAGUCAGCAUGCAAAGAUGUGGAGGAAACAUCGGAACUUAAGAUAUCGGAGCUGGGUAAAAGAGCCCCUCGCUGGAUCCGAGACAACGAGGUGACCAUGUGCAUGAAGUGCAAAGAGGCCUUUUAUGCUCUCACACGCAGGAGACAUCACUGUCGGGCCUGUGGAUACGUGGUCUGCUCGAAGUGCUCAGACUACAAAGCCCCUCUGGAAUAUGAUGGGAAUAAGAUGAACAAGGUGUGCAAAGACUGUUACUGCAUCCUGACAGGCCAUAUAGAGAGUGAGGAGAGGGAGGGCAAGAAGAAGGGAAUUCUAGAGUUACGGAAGAAAAUACGACGUGCUCGAACUGUUGUGGUGGAUUCGGCAGCGAUUGAAGCUGCUCAGUUCUCAGGAAGCAGUAUCAUGUGUGGCUUCCUACAGUACUGUGAGAAGAACAAGCCCUGGCAGAAAGUCUGGUGUGUCAUUCCUCAGAAAGAAGCUUUAGUUCUCUACUUGUACGGAGCACCUCAGGACGUCAAGGCCCAGUCCACAAUUCCUCUGCUCGGCUACCAGGUGGAGGACAGCCCGAGACCCACCGACCCUCCCACAAGCUUCAGACUAUCUCAGUCUAAAUCAGUCCACAGCUUUGUCGCAGAAAGCGAGGAACUGAAACAGCGCUGGCUCAAAGUGAUCCGUAUGGCGGUGACGGGAGAGGAACCAGAAUCGCCUGAAGAAAGCCAUUCUACGGAAAUCACCCAAGAACCAAGCUCUAACGGUGUCUGAGCAAAGAGAGCAAACUUUUCUUAAAGACUUCUCUACUGGUGUGGCGAUGCAAUUAGUAAGAAAAGUGUUGACGCUCCUGCUUGCGUUGCACAGACUUGCUGCGCCAUCAUUAUUGGACGGUCUGAGCUACAGCAUUUGUCCAGUUGUCCUAAAGUUCCAUUUGGAUUUGAACACAUCUAGGAUAUGGGGGUUAAAAAGACAUGGACAUCAGCUUGACCCUUAGGGCUACUGGACAGAUUUGAAGUUCAUGCAAAUGGAGCACAUGUGAAGAGUACAUGGAGGAACUAAGAGCUAUUCCACCACCUUACUACAGCUGAUGCACUGUUUCAAGUCGAAUGUAAAUAUUGUACUGUAACAAUUGGACAAAAUAUUGAACAUUUUCAUGUAUGUAGUAGGCUAUAUUGAGGCAAAAAUCCAGAUUUGUGGAUGCCAUUGUAAAAGGACACAAGUCCUUUUCAAAAAGUCAAGAUUGCAAUCUACUAAAUUGCAUUCAGUUGCAGAACGCGGUGAAUGCAAUAGACACUCCUGUAUGGCCAUCGUUACUUUGCCACAACAUGUGUUGACAUCUUUGUUGAUUCUAGGGUUGCAGCGGUAUAGGCUAUAGUUUCACGAUAUAUAGUUAUAUUAAAUUUGACAAGUACCAUACCGUUUAUAUUUAAUGGACGGUAUUGAAAAAAAAUUAACCGCACUGAGAAUCUCAUCUGCGCACGUGACACACACCUAGCUAGAUGCUGAGGAAAAUAUUGUGAGGCUGAAUAAAUCUUCACUAAAUUUGUAGCGCGGCUCCUAUUCAUUAAGUAUACUUUG
Molecule: messenger RNA, 3699 nt
Organism: Rhinichthys klamathensis goyatoka
Lineage: Eukaryota; Metazoa; Chordata; Actinopteri; Cypriniformes; Leuciscidae
Gene: fgd4a
Product: FYVE, RhoGEF and PH domain containing 4a
Exons: 19
Coding region: 235-2892 (885 amino acids)
Biological process (GO): cytoskeleton organization; filopodium assembly
Cellular component (GO): cytoplasm
Molecular function (GO): guanyl-nucleotide exchange factor activity; metal ion binding
Source: RefSeq, a predicted model, not a curated record